Molecule: messenger RNA, 219 nt
Organism: Suillus fuscotomentosus
Lineage: Eukaryota; Fungi; Basidiomycota; Agaricomycetes; Boletales; Suillaceae
Exons: 2
Source: RefSeq, a predicted model, not a curated record
AUGUUGAUCCGGUGUCUCAUGUCUUCCAGAUUCAACGUAUAUACGAAAGUUGCGGAACAGAUAACCGCUGCUCAGGCCAUUAUUAUGAACAAAGCACACGCUGCGGCCGAAAUCGAUCGAAUCCUCGCUUGCCCCGUCUACCUUACCCUUCCGAUGGACCUCACCACCGAAAAGAUCUCUGCCAAGCGCUUGAGGGUCGAACUUCCGCAGACCCCUCCC